AUGUACGAAACGCUGUGUUCGGAGAAGAUCAAACCUCCAAAAGAACAAAGAGAACAAGAAGGCAGAAUCGAGUGUUGGAUGGGUGAUCUGAUGAAACUUGGAGAAUGUUGUUGGUUUGGUCUAGGAUAUCCAGAUCCAGGCACUUUCGAACCUGGUUACAACAUUAAAUCUUACAGAUGGGACAGUCCUUCCCACGAUGGAUGUUGUGUGAAGAUGUGCAACUACGGUAGCGAAGUCGGAUAUUGGUGA
Molecule: messenger RNA, 249 nt
Organism: Ambispora gerdemannii
Lineage: Eukaryota; Fungi; Glomeromycota; Glomeromycetes; Archaeosporales; Ambisporaceae
Source: the annotation of a GenBank genome assembly